This is a messenger RNA of Lemur catta (Ring-tailed lemur), 2483 nucleotides long. It is a transcript of the gene GDF9, whose product is annotated as growth differentiation factor 9. Gene Ontology annotation, molecular function: cytokine activity; growth factor activity. The record is from RefSeq and is a predicted model, not a curated record. Gene Ontology annotation, cellular component: extracellular region. Gene Ontology annotation, biological process: SMAD protein signal transduction; BMP signaling pathway. Lineage: Eukaryota; Metazoa; Chordata; Mammalia; Primates; Lemuridae.
UAUUAUAUUUUUACCCAAGGUUAAAGACGAUGUCCUCUUCUUUCAAGCAGAUUGCAAAUACAAUUGCAAUAUGCCAAGUACAUAGUCUAUAUUAAGCCACCUGGGAGAACUUAGCUAACCUAACAGUUCUCUGCUCUCUGUAAUUUCUAUGCAAUUGUGACUUUCUCUCACCCUUCAAGUCAACAUGGAGUCAGUAAUUAUUCUAAGCACCUGGAACUGGGAGAGAUGGUGAGGAGGAAUCAAGAGGAAGAGUAAACCUAAUACCAAAAAUUGCAUACCAACAUCUGAGUAUCAUCAUGAAUAAUUAGUUAGCUUUUCCACAUGUCUUAGAAGUUCCAGCAAGCACCUAAGAAACAUGGUAGGAAUCCUAAUUUCUCUCAGAAAAAAAAUCAGAGGUUUUAUUGUAAUAUCAUUCCUCAGUUUCUCUUAGACUUUCAGCUACGUAGCCAGUCUGUUAGUAUAAUGAUAAUUUAACAGGUCUUAAGUAGAUGCCUGGGGUGGGGAAAAGGUAGAGGAAAGCUAAAUAACCAAAUAAAUCUGUGUCUAAUGAGAGCAAAUUGGCUAAAUAGGGUGUUAUCAGCUGUUUGAUAUAGAGCCGAUAAAAAUCAUCUUCAGCUAGGCAUCGUUGAGGCCUGAUGACAGGAACAGUGCCAGUCCACCCACACACCUAAAAUUUAUUUAAGAGCCCAAGCUAGGGUCUUCCUGACUUUCAGGAAGAAGACUGGCAUGGGGAAAUGUGUUCCUCCCUAGUUCUUACAAGCCAUGGCACUUUCCAGCAAAUUCCUCCUUUGGUUUUGCUGUUCUGCCUGGCUGUGUGUUCCUAGUUGCCUUGGUUCUCAGGCUUCUAGGGGAGAAGCUCAGAUUGCAGCUAGCGCUGAGUUGGAAUCUGAGGCUGAGCCUUGGUCCUCGCCGCAGCCUGCAGAUGGGAGCGACGGGUCUGGCCUCCUUCUCCCUCUUCUCAAAGUCCUGUCCGAUGGGCGAGGUGGGGCACCUAGGCUGCAGCCAGACUCCAGAGCCUUGCGCUACAUGAAGAAGCUCUAUAAGGCAUAUGCCACUAAGGAAGGGAUUCCCAAAUCCAACAGAAGUCACCUCUACAAUACUGUUCGGCUCUUCACCCCCUGUGCCCAGCACAAGCAGGCGCCUGGAGACCAGGUGACAGGAGCGCUUCCGGCGGUGGACCUGCUGUUUAACCUGGAUCGUGUUACUGCUGUGGAACACCCACUCAAGUCAGUCUUGCUGUACACCGUCAACAACUCAGUUUCUUUUUCCUCUGCUGUUAAAUGUGCGUGCAACCUGGUGAUAAAGGAGCCAGAGUCUUCUGGCAAGAGUCUCCCUGGAGCUGCGCACUCCUUUACCUUUAACUCACGGUUUGAAUUUGGCAAGAAACACAAAUGGGUUGAGGUUGAUGUGACCGCCCUCCUCCAGCCUCUGCUGGCCUCCAACAGGCAGAUUCACAUGUCUGCAAGUUUCACGUGCACGCGGGCCGGGCGGCAGCGGCCCCCGGCGCAGGAGGGUCGGGUCGACGUGGCUCUCGCGGCGCCGCCCGCGCUGAUCUUGUACCUGAACGACACGGGUGCUCAGGCGCGACACGGCCCGUCCCCCGCGGACAGCGCCGGGCGGCCUUCGCAGGGUCCUGCCCCGCAGAGCAACCUGCCCGCCUGUCCCCGCGGGGAAGAGGCUGCCGAGGAUGGGAGAUUUUCCCGCCACCGGAGAGGUCAGGAAACCGUCGUCUCUGAAUUGAGGAAACCCCUGGCUCCGGCUUCCCUCAACCUGAGCGAAUACUUCAAGCAGUUUGUUUUCCCCCAGAACGAGUGUGAGCUCCACGACUUCAGACUCAGCUUUCGCCAGCUGAAGUGGGACACCUGGAUCGUGGCCCCGCACAGGUACAACCCUCGGUUCUGCAAAGGGGACUGUCCGAAGGCCGCGGGGCACCGCUACGGCUCCCGGGCCCACACCACGGUGCAGAACAUCAUCCACGAGACGCUCGACCCCUCGGUGCCCAGACCCUCGUGCGUGCCGGCCGAGUACGGGCCCCUGAGCCUGCUGACCGUGGAGCCCGACGGCUCCGUUGCUUAUAAAGAGUACGAGGAUAUGAUAGCGACUAAGUGCACCUGUCGUUAACGCGUGCUCCAAACUGCGACCUGGGGCCUGACAGAUCCAGUGUCGUGUGCCUGUCCGCGCCUGCAGGAGGAAGCUCCGCGUGUCACAUCUCAGUAAAAUGCAGCGCACGUGGCACGGGACGGGCCUGCGUAGAUGAGCACGUGCUGUGACAGCUGUCGGUGCAGAGGGAUGAGGGCAGUUGUUGGCGCUGAACCUUUAUUUCCUUUACUUUGAGUAGCUUUGAGUUUUUUUCCCUGGCCUUUUUUUCAGAGGAGUCUUAUUCUUGAUGGAAAAAAAUUCUUAGCAUAAAUCUUAGAAUUAUAGCUAUAAAUAGACAAUUCAGAGCACUAUAGUCUUAUUUAAGGGAAGAAUAAAUUCUUAUC